Messenger RNA from Pogoniulus pusillus (Red-fronted tinkerbird), 2583 nucleotides. RefSeq names its product Zic family member 5 (gene ZIC5). Gene Ontology annotation, cellular component: nucleus. Gene Ontology annotation, biological process: regulation of transcription by RNA polymerase II. Lineage: Eukaryota; Metazoa; Chordata; Aves; Piciformes; Lybiidae. The record is from RefSeq and is a predicted model, not a curated record. Gene Ontology annotation, molecular function: RNA polymerase II cis-regulatory region sequence-specific DNA binding; DNA-binding transcription factor activity, RNA polymerase II-specific.
AGGAGCGCAGACAAAAGAAGUUAAAGAGCCGCUUAAUAUAUACAUGUUUUUGAAGGCGGGUAGAGGGAAAAAAAUAACAACAGCGAGCGUAGAUGGGCUUGGCUGUGUCGUUAUGGAGCCCCCUUUGAGCAAGAGGAACCCGACACUGAGAUUAGCGGAUUUGGCAGCGGCUCAGCCCCAUCCUCACCAGAACAUGACAGGCUUCCCGGGGCUGGGGAACCACCACGUCCACCCCCACCACGCGGCCCACCUCCACCCCGGGGACGCCGGCGGCGACCCCGGCGGUGCCCUUACGCCGCUCGGACCCGAGCACAUGGCACAGCCCUCCGCCCUCAAGCUCACGCCCGAGGCGCUCACCGCCGCCGCCGCCGCCUUCGCCGCGCCCGCGCCACCACCACUGCCGCCGCCACUGCCGCCGCUGCCGCCACCACCGCCGCCGCCGCUGCCGCCUGCGCCACCAGCCGCCGUCCUCCCGGGCUACCCGUCGGGUGGGGGGGCGGCAGGUAGGGAUUUCCUCCUGCGGCGGGAGCUGCCCGCCGCCGCCGCCGUGCACGGGGCGCUGAGCGAGCAGCACCCGCCCGCCAGCUCCCCUCAUCUCCCGCACCCGCCGCCCCAUGGUGUCUUCAUCUCGGCCGCAGGCACCUACGGCGCGCCCGACGGCGCGCACUCCGCCUUUCCGCCGCCGGGUGAACAAGGUGCUCCUGCCGGCCGCCACCCGCCGCUGAACGGACAGAUGCGCCUGGGGCUGGCGGCCGCCUCCGGGGAGUUCUACGGACGCGCCGAGGCGCACUACGGAGCCGCCGCCGCCUCCUCCUCGGCGCUGCAGGGCUACGGCUCCGUCAACCUCAACCUGGCAGCGGCGGCGGCAGCCGGCCACGGGCAUCCACAUCAUCCCCAUCCUCACCACCACCACCAUCACCAUCACCACCACCAUGCCCACGUCGGGGCGGGAGCAGCGGCGGCCGGGGCCUUUCUGCGGUACAUGAGGCAGCCCAUCAAGCAAGAGCUGAUCUGCAAGUGGAUUGACCGGGAGCCGCCUCCGCCGCCGCCGGGCAGCAGGAAGCCUUGCUCCAAAACUUUCAGCACGAUGCAGGAGCUGGUGAGCCAUGUCACGGUGGAGCACGUCGGCGGGCCCGAGCAGAGCAGCCACGUGUGUUACUGGGAGGAGUGUCCCCGGGAAGGCAAGCCCUUCAAAGCGAAAUACAAACUCAUCAACCACAUCCGAGUGCACACGGGAGAGAAGCCCUUCCCCUGCCCCUUUCCCGGCUGCGGGAAGGUCUUCGCCCGUUCCGAAAAUCUCAAGAUCCACAAGCGGACUCAUACAGGAGAGAAGCCCUUCAAAUGUGAGUUCGACGGCUGCGAGAGGAAGUUCGCCAACAGCAGCGACCGCAAGAAGCACUCCCAUGUCCACACUUCCGACAAGCCCUACUACUGCAAGAUCCGCGGUUGCGACAAGUCCUACACUCACCCCAGCUCCCUGCGGAAGCACAUGAAGAUCCACUGCAAGUCCCCGCCGCCCUCCCCACCUCCAGGCUCUCAAGGCUACGCGGCCGCAGGGCCCCCCGACGGCCCGCUGCCCCCCGAGGCCGACCCGGCCUCUGAGCCGUCCCGCGGCCGUGCCGCAGCCCUCUCCCCACCCGUCACUAACCUCAGCGAGUGGUACGUCUGCCAAGCCGGGGGUGCUCCCCGCCGGCCCCGUACGCCCGCCAGCCGCGACGCCUCCCCAGCCUCCGAGGAGGACGAGCCCAACAGGACCUCAGGGGUCAGAAACGCUUCCUAGGGAGCCGGGCCAAGCCGUGCAGCGCCAAGCCGAGCUGAGCCAUGUUGCCGGCGGCCCCGGCUCCACCGCGCUGGCACGGGGGCUGGUGUGGAAGUGCCGUCAGGUUUGACUCGCGCUAUUUAUUCCAUGUACAAAACCCUAUGGUGUUUGUACGGUAACUAAUUUAAUUGAAAAGACUCGGACUUUUUUUUUGUUGUUGUUUAUUGGUUACGAAAAAGCCUCAGUAACUCCAUGCUGGGGCUAUCCCAGCGACUCGAGCCACACACGCUUUGCAGGGGAACAGGGCUAAGGGAGAUGCUCGGCUCCCACCUUGCCCAAGCCGUGCUGCUCUUGACAAGCGAGCUAGGCGGUGGAAAGCUGCGAGCUGCCCUGCUCCGUCCCCUGGAGUGGUCCUUAAAUCCUUUAGCUGCCAGCCCGGAGCCUGUUCUUCAGCCGGGCUAGAGCCCUAGGUUUGCAGCGGCCUCCAGACUGCAAAGCGGCACCUGCUGGAGCUCCGUCUGGUCGAAGACAGAUUACACAUCCCUUAAAAUAAAAGGAAAUAAAUUGAUUUUCUUUCUCUUCCCCUCUUGCAGUUCACCUCCUUUGUAAUUGUUGAUUUCUUUCUCGAGUCUUGGAGUUCCACCUGCACCCAGCAUUUUCUCUCCAGCCCUCUUUCUUUCUCAUUUAGCCGUAACCACGUGAAAACGAUUUAGGGAAGGAAAGACAAAAGAUGCAGCACUGCCUUACUGCUCCACCACUGUCUGUACGCGUACGGCUCCUAAAACAUAGCUGGAGAAUAAAAGAAACCUGCUGCUAUUUGACAA